AUGCAGUACCAUGUCGUCGCCCUUUGCGCCAUUGUGGCUUCUGUGACUGCGGGUGGACUUGGAGGCUACGGACUUGGAGGCCUUGGCUACGGAGGAUAUGGACUCGGCUACGGUGGAGGCCUUGGCUACGGUGGAGGCCUUGGCUACGGUGGAGGCUUAGGCUACGGUGGAGGCCUAGGCUACGGGGGAGGCCUGGGAUAUGGUGGAGGGCUGGGUUACGGAGGCGGCUACGGCGUCAGCGGUGUGGGCGUGGGCAGCAGCGUGGCCCUAUUGAGCGGAGGACCUGCUUUCGCCAAGGUUGUGGCUGGCCCUGCUUUCGUCGUUAGGUCUGUGCAUCACGUGAACAAGGUUAGCGGAGGAGGAGCCCUUCUCGCUCACUCAGGUCUCGGCGGAGGAUACGGAAGAGGCGUCGGCUACGGUGGAGGUUACGGCGGAUACGGAUACGGCGGCUACGGCUACAAGGGCUAAAUGUAAAUCUUAACUGUGCAUUGCUGUGCUAUUCACUUCAUUUCGUGCCGGUUUGGCUUCGACAUCGAGUUCCUCUUCGAUUAAAAUGACUCCACGCAUGCGACAUCCCAGAGAUAAGUUUCGUGUGAAAUAUUUUGAUCGUAAACAUGACAGCUCGCACGAUACAGUGCUUCCUCUAUGCAAACAAAAUAAAAAAUAAAAAAAAGAUUGAAUCCUUGUAUGCGAGUCGUUGCUUGAUUACUGAUUAAAUAUAGCGUUGGCUUUCGGCGCUAGGCCCAAAAUCGUUCGAGUCAAUGGUAAAGUGUCUAAGGCCACGGCUGCGAAACGUUUGCUUUCUGCAGUUCUUCGAUAGCACGUAUAGACUGACUGCUGCACAGAGCUCACUAAAUUUUUUUUUAACGGACGAAUUUACAUAUCCCAGAUUUCUGGACAUCCUUCUUCGGAACUUCAAACCAACGCACAAGUGUACCUCAAUGGGAACAAACCUGUACCUCAACCACAGUACAAACAGACACAAUGGCAACAGACAACAGAAAACCUACCACCGAAGUCUACACACAGACCCCCACACGCCUGCCUGCACACACACAAGCUCAAACAGAGACCGAGAUCGAAUUAAGCCAGGCAUACGAUAAUAAACCGGCCGAACAGAAAAACACCCCACGCAAAUCUGCCCGCAAAAAGACAAGUAAAUGACAGACAUCGCAAAUCAAUAACUCUUCAAUGCCACGAAGCACCGAAUUCCUACAGGCUAGAAAACUUACCAAAAAACAUGCGAGCUACACCUCCCAUCUGAAAACCUACACAAUCUGCACAGAGAAAAAUAUAAUUCCUAAAGGUCUAACACUCAAGGCUGUACCAGCUCUAGGAACACUCCCACCACACCAUCGUGCA
Dermacentor andersoni is the source of this 1362-nucleotide messenger RNA. RefSeq lists its product as uncharacterized. The record is from RefSeq and is a predicted model, not a curated record. Lineage: Eukaryota; Metazoa; Arthropoda; Arachnida; Ixodida; Ixodidae.